CCCGGACGAGACGUCACGUAUCCCACAACUCUGUGCGUUCUUCCCAGUGAACAAAAAUGGCGGCGAGGGCACCAGCUGCUGCAUCCGGCAGGUUCUUGGAUGGCUUCAGGAAGUGGUACUACAACGCGUGCGGGUUCAACAAACUAGGUCUGAUGCGGGAUGACACCGUCGAUGAGGACAGUGAUGUGAAAGAGGCAGUUCGUCGCCUCCCAGAGCCACUUUACAAUGAGAGGGUGUUCCGCCUCAAGAGAGCCAUUGAUCUUUCCAUGAAGCACCAGAUUCUUCCCAAAGACCAGUGGACUAAAUAUGAGCAGGAUGUGAAGUACCUGGAGCCGUACCUGCAGGAGGUGAUCCGUGAGAGGAAAGAGAAAGAGGAGUGGGAUAAGAAAUAAGAAGAGCGUGAUGACGAUGAAGCUCUUUGCUGUGAUGUCUGGUAUCUUGUAUUUAAAAGAAAAUGUAUUAUGUGAUGAGUCCUUAUACUUAUUAAAAUUUCCUUUCUGACAAAA
Messenger RNA from Danio aesculapii, 506 nucleotides. It is a transcript of the gene uqcrb, whose product is annotated as cytochrome b-c1 complex subunit 7. The transcript has 4 exons. NCBI's taxonomy places the organism in Eukaryota, Metazoa, Chordata, Actinopteri, Cypriniformes, Danionidae. The record is from RefSeq and is a predicted model, not a curated record. Gene Ontology annotation, biological process: mitochondrial electron transport, ubiquinol to cytochrome c. The coding region runs from base 57 to 392 and encodes 111 amino acids.